Molecule: messenger RNA, 1737 nt
Organism: Ogataea polymorpha
Lineage: Eukaryota; Fungi; Ascomycota; Pichiomycetes; Pichiales; Pichiaceae
Exons: 1
Coding region: 1-615 (204 amino acids)
Biological process (GO): DNA recombination; positive regulation of mitochondrial DNA replication
Cellular component (GO): nucleus; mitochondrial large ribosomal subunit
Molecular function (GO): single-stranded DNA binding; structural constituent of ribosome; DNA strand exchange activity
Source: RefSeq, a predicted model, not a curated record
AUGGCCACUAAGUUCAGACAGCCUCAGUGGCUUAAGAGCAACGGGUUUGCGCCGCACGUUUAUCUCUUUCGCAAUAUUGAAUCAGGCCAAGUGAUGUACUCCCAGACACCCCACAUCACCAAAUACCAGAUCGAACAGCAGAGUUUUAGACCCAACUGGGAAAACAGAAAGCCCUCAAAAAGACGCGAUCUAUGGCGUCCGAUGGCCGUCGCACAGUUUGAUUCACACGAAAAGGCGGUCAGAGCCUACAAUGCGCUAGUUGAGCUCAAAUACAUGCGUCAAGUGACAAAACGGAAGGAGGCAGAGGCUCUGCGGAAGAGAAACCAGUUUCAACAGAUCUGGUACUUUGGCCAGUACCGUCCAACGUGGGCUCAGGAGUCCGUGAGCGACCUCACCACUGUGCUAGACGAACUUAGACUUUCCUCGAAAAUUUACUGGGACUCUCUGUGGCGUAAAGGAGACGACAAGUAUUGGAAAGGUUUGGAAGUGGAGCACGACGAGCUGGACAAGGUGAGCCCAAGAGAGAAGUUCGUGGCGCUGAACGAGGUGGAGCAGAAAUGGAAAGAAGAGCAGGAAGCUGCUGAGGCCGAACAACAACCACAACCUGCCGUGUAAAUAGAACGAGUAGCACGAUUUAAACCAUUUACUCACUAUAUUAUUACAAACCUGAUUAUUAGAUGUUUUUCACAUGUCAUUAGUCAUCUCUUAUUACUCUUGUUUCUCGUCUUUGCGCUUCAACUUGUUUUGCUCCUCCUGUUUUCUCUUUUCGUUCUUCUUUCUGCGUUCCUCCAAAAAUAUUUUGUACUUUUCCAACGUGAUUUUCUUUUGCUUGUCCGAGUACUCAUCCACGCCAUGAUAUGUAGUGUCAAACAGCUUGUCCCAGAUGGUGAAGAAGGGCUGCGAGAAAUUAUACUUCACACCGAAAUGCUGAUGGUGAAUAUCAUGAUAAAUCGAGUUAUUCGGGAACAGAAUCUGGAACGGAUCGAAUGGGAAUGCAUACCCGCAAUGAUCGUCGACAGUUUUCAACGUGGAAAAUGUGUAAAGGAAAAUCUGCUCUCGAGGAUUUAGUGCGGUCACCAAACUGGCAAUCCCAGUGCCUACCGUAUCAAGCAAGAAACCCUCGACGGGAUCGUUAAAAAGAGCACCGAAAGCAUAAGGAACGUAGAGUUUGUGGUGGCGAGAAUGGAAGCGUCUGUAUAGCCAUUUGUUAAGAUGCAUGGCGCGAUGAAGCAUGUAUUGCCAGCUAUCAAUGAUGAAAAAUGCUAUGGCAAUUUUGAGAAGUGAAAGGCCAUACCAAUAUAUCACGUAAAGCGCCCAUGUUGGAAUAAACUCCGGAACUGCAUGUCUCCAUCCCCAAAGAGUGUGGUUUUCGUAGCCGGUGGUCGGCUUAGGAUCAAAUUGGUAGAAAAUUAGGGCCGCGACGGUCUGGAUGAUAUGUUGCAAAAUGACGUCCCGAAUCACAAUGGAAAGAGAAACGGUAUUCUUCCUGAGCAUCUCUUCUGAUGGGUGAAUGCGGUACCUCUCGGCAAGCUCGUACACGUCGAUUAUAUGGUACAAGGUUGAGUACACCCAAUACGCCACGACUGGGGCGAUCACCGCUAGCAAGCCAUCUGGAAGCCCUUCUAUCAAGUUCGCCUUCGGUGUUUCAUUGAAUGGAGGCCUCAAGGGACCUUCGAUUAUCUUGAGAUCGUUACGAUCCACCAAAGAAAACAUUUGUCGAGAAAAUCUACCGAUUCU